Messenger RNA from Spinacia oleracea (spinach), 2164 nucleotides. RefSeq lists its product as uncharacterized. Lineage: Eukaryota; Viridiplantae; Streptophyta; Magnoliopsida; Caryophyllales; Amaranthaceae. The coding region runs from base 157 to 1758 and encodes 533 amino acids. The record is from RefSeq and is a predicted model, not a curated record. Gene Ontology annotation, molecular function: nucleic acid binding; zinc ion binding. The transcript has 2 exons.
AAUGGCACCUUUUGCUUAAUCUGCAGCCACUUAGUUUUCCAGAGUUUUUUUCCCAUUCUAUUCGUCUCCUCCUUACGCAACACAAAAUUUGGGGGAAAGUUCCGCAAAACUAAGAACCCUAAAAAUCAAAGAACUUUUGCAGGUUCGCAGAUUACAAUGGAAGCCCAGCAACAACAACAAUAUCAAUAUCAAUAUCAACCUCAAACAACAGAAACCUUAACACCUCAAGCAUAUGAUUCUUCAACCCAGAUUCAAUCAUAUGAUCACUCAAAUCAAGCUUACUAUGCUGCUUAUCAACAACAACAAUAUGCAUCUAACCCAUAUCAAGAACAACAACAACAAGAUUAUUCGUCGUAUUAUUACCCAGAUUAUUCAACUUCUUAUCACCAAAUGGAUCCCAAUUCAAUUCAUCCACCUGGGGUUGUUCCGGUUUCAGCUGAUUCUCAACAAACCCAUCUUCAGAAUACCCAGAAUGUGUACUACCCACAUGGGGUUGUUGCGUCUCAACCUCCUCCUUCUCUUCCUCCUCAAGGGUAUUUGCCGGCUGGAGGUAGUCAAGCUAGUCGGUCUUUGAGAGGGCGCGGCACUUUUGGUCGUCAUGGUAGAGGGAGAGGUGGUGGUCGUGGUAAGCCUCGAUCAUCUACUCAAUCAGUGGCUGAGGGACAAGCUGGUCCAAGCAAGCCACCACUUCGUAUGGCAUGGUGUGAAGUUUGUAGAACUGAUUGUACUACUCUUGAAGUCCUCGAGCAACAUAAGAAUGGAAAACGACAUAAGCGGAACUUGAAGGUGCACGAGGAGUUGCAGAAUCUAAGCAGACAUCUGACAGUGCAGGAUCAUAAAUUACCUGUGUCUCAGCCAACACCUGAAACUGUUCCUAUUCCUCCCCAGAAAGCUGAAGCUCUUGUUCCUCCGAAUGAGAAUUCAGCUCUUGUUCCCGCUGCUUCAGAGAAUAAAGGUGAAGCUGCUGCAUUAAAGGAUACAGCUGAGAAAUCCAGAACUUCAGGAGCACUACCAUCUCAAGAGUCAGUUAGGAAUGAUCAUUUUGGUGGUAGGGGUGGCUUAAAGAGAAGGAUGAGAGGGGGCCGUGGUGGUAAGUGGAUGAGAGCCUUUGAUGGGUCAAGAAGAGCUGUUGAGCCUCCGAAGCCUAAACAGGUGGUUCCUUUAAUAUGCAAUUUGUGCAACGUGAAAUGUGAGUCUCAGGUUGUAUUUGAAAGCCAUAUAGCAGGUAAAAAACACCUUUCAAAUGUGAAGCGAUUCCAAGGCCAUAAAGAGGUACUUGGAGAAGGUAUUCAGGCGCUAUACCCUACUAUCGCUAAUCUUCCAUCAUCAACCUCAAUCAUUCCUCAAGCCAAUCAACAGGGUCCUCAUGACGCUCAAGCUCUUGCAUCGAUGAUGCUGAGUCAACAAAAUUUGCAAGAUCCUCAAGCUGCUCAUGCAGCUUUGACACAGCUUCUACAUCAACAUGGUAUUCAUGAUGCUCAGACUCUUAUUACUCAGUUGGUUCCAUAUAUGCUUGCUCAAACCCCACAACUUCCUGGGGUUUUAGUACCUGCUCCAGCAGCUGGAUUCGGUGUAGAUAACCAGCAGAAUUCUCUGAGUCAAGUGGCACAUCAUUCUGUUGGAGCCGAGAGCCAUAAUGUCACUGUAGAGAAUAACGUUGAACAGCAGAACGUGACAAGUAAUGUUGAACCCGAAGCUGUUGUAGGAAUACAAGAAAAACCUGCUGAUGUCCCGUUAGAAAAUGAAGGUCAGCAAUGAGUAAGCUUUUGUUUCAGGACAACAUAACCAGUAAGUCCAGUUCAGAUGGAAGACCAUUUUCACAGAGACAGACAGUUGAUGUAGUGUACUAGUAUUUGGCUUUUUGUUAGGUGCUCCACCUGUGAGUGUGUGCUUCUAGGUACUGCGGGUUAACCUGGGAAUAGAGAAUAACAAAUUUUGUUGCCAUUGCUGUAUUACCUAAGAGUUCAUGUUUUCAGGUGUACCGAAUAAGAGCUGGAUCAACUUUAAUAGGAGCUUGUAGUGCCAACUUUUUUUUUUUUGCGAAAGAAUUAUGGAAGUUGGCCUUCAGCUGAUUUACAGCAGUAUGAUAUUAUGUAGAGUACUCAUUUCAAGUUUGGUGCUUUCUUCACAUAAAAUUGCACAUGGUCACAACUUUUGUAUUUCC